AUUUCUUUACCCUCCUCAUUUUCAUUUUCAACACCCCAGAAUCUGAAUGGCCACUCGCACACGCAGCAGCAUGAAAAGUGAACAAGUGUCUACUGAAGAUGUCGACAUUGAAACUGAAAAUGAUAGUGAAGAAGAAGAAGAAGAAGAAGAAGAAGAAGAAGGAGGAGGAGAAGGAAGAGGCUCUUCCAAAAGGCUCAGAAAAAAUGAAGAACCUUCAAUGUACGAGCACAUUAGGGACCAAAGGAUGAAGGAGAACCAAGAGCGAAUGCAGAUGCUUGGAUUAUUGAAACUCUCUCAAAAGCUCAAAACCCAACACCAAAACCCUCAACCCAGGCCCAAAAAAAACAUUGAUAAUGCCUUACCGUCAAGGCGUUCUUCUAGAAUAAUGACCCUAGAACCAGUUAACUAUGCUGAAAAUAAAGAAAAGGAUAGAGAAAAGCGAGAUUCAUCAAGUAAAGAUAGCAAAGACAACAUUGAGAUUUUCAUACCUGAAGGUGAAAACCCAGAAUUUUACACUGAAGAGCAGGAGAAGCUUCUGGGAGAUUCUGAUACCAUUUGGGAACUGGGUGUAGAUGGAUGUGAUGUAGAUGGGAGCCGUAUGUAUGAUUCAAUCAGGGGGGAGACAUGCCAUCAAUGCAGGCAGAAAACUCUUUGUCAGCACACAAAUUGCAACAGAUGUGAGUUAUCUCAAGGGCAGCUUUGUGGAGAUUGCUUGUACACAAGAUAUGGUGAAAAUUUGUUAGAAGCCAUUGAGAAUCCCAAAUGGACUUGCCCUUCUUGUCGUGGAAUCUGCAACUGCAGUCGGUGCCGUAAGGCAAAUGGUUGGAUGCCCACCGGUAAUAUAUACCACAAGGUGAUAAUAGCUAUUGAUUUCAGAAUCUUCUUAAGUGGUGCCAUCUUCACUUUGUUUCAUCUUAUUGUUUUGGAAAUAAUUGGUGGUAUGAUAAGGUGUCAAAACUGGGUUUCAAAUCGGUGGCACAUUAUCUGAUACAAACACGCCGCACUGACAAAAGCUUGGAGGAAGGCUCAGGUGCUGAAAAUGUUGCUGAAGAAAUACCUCAGAUCCCUGCGGACACAAACCAGAAUAGAGCAAUUCGCACCAGAAGAGGCUUGAGGAGAUCAUAAUGAUGCAAAGGGCGUCAAAAGAACAGAGUGGGAAAAAGAUUGGCAUAUACGCAGGUACUUGAAGACAGACAUUUUUGUUUUUUGAGAAUGAUGAAAGAUGUAGUUCUCUUGGUGUUUGUUUGAGAUGGAUACAGGCUUAGCAAUCUGACUAAAGAAUAUAGCCAAUUUACCAUUACUAUAUUGACGAUGUUCUUAAGAUGGUUAUCAAAAGUUGUAGCAAUUGGUGUUUGGCUGUGGGUUGUGGUUAUGUGGUAUAGUUGUGGUUUUGUUGAAGAAUGUUAUCAAUUUUAGCCUCGGAUUAAGGAUUGCAACUUUGCUUC
Molecule: messenger RNA, 1445 nt
Organism: Arachis ipaensis
Lineage: Eukaryota; Viridiplantae; Streptophyta; Magnoliopsida; Fabales; Fabaceae
Biological process (GO): regulation of DNA-templated transcription
Cellular component (GO): nucleus
Source: RefSeq, a predicted model, not a curated record